UCUGUUGACUUUUUUCUUCUCCUUCUUCAAUCUUCCUCUAUAAGAUAUGGAGAAGGAAGCCUUACAAGCAAGAAAGCCUCUUCUGUACGUAAGCUUAAACACAUAGAGGGAGAGAGAGACAGAGAGAGAAUGAUUAAUGAGAAGGAAGCCAUUGAUGCAGAGGCAAUGUUAUUGCUUGACGCCAAAGCAGAGAUAUGGCAACAGAUGCUAAGCUUUGCAGACGCCAUGGCACUCAAGUCUGCGGUGGAACUUCGCAUAGCUGACAUCAUUCAUUCUUCCGGCUGUCCAAUCAGCCUAUCCCAAAUCGCCGCCGGCAUAGACUCUCCUUCCCCGGAUAUCAUUACCCUGGGGCGGAUCAUGAGAUUUCUGGUUCGGAAAAAGAUUUUCACAGCCACUCCUCCGUCGGUUGAUGGCGGAGAGACCCUCUACGGGUUGAACCACGCCUCCAAGUUGUUGCUGCGCGAUGCUGAGCUGAGCCUGGCGGCGAUCGUACUGAUGGCGAGCGACGCCAGGGCAUUAGCUCCCUGGCAAUGCUUCAGCAGGUGUGUGCGGGAAGGUGGGAUUGCGUUCGAAAAGGCUCAUGGCAAAACGAUAUGGGAUUAUGGCUCCGCCAACCCAGAUUUCAACAAGGUCUUCAACGCUGCAAUGGGAUGUUCCGCCAAGGUCACCACUACCGCAAUCGUCGCUGCGUACAAAGAUGGAUUUCAUUCCAUUGGGUCGCUCGUGGAUGUGGGCGGUGGGAUUGGAACGUCCAUAUCCGAGAUCACCAAGGCCUAUCCACACAUCAAAGCAAUCAACUUUGAUUUGCCACAUGUGGUCGCCACUGCACCUGAGUACCCAGGAGUUACCCAUAUUGGAGGUGACGUGUUUGAGUCUGUUCCAGAGGCUGAUGCAGUUUUCAUGAAGUCGAUUUUGCAUCAUUGGAGCGACGAAGACUGUGUGAAGAUCUUGAAGAACUGCCGGAAGGCAAUCCCAGAGAAGACAGGAAAGGUGAUUCUAGUGGAAGUGGUUCUGAAGCCAGACGGUGAAAGCAUGUUUGACAACACGGGAUUUGUAUUCGAUCUCAUAAUGCUUGCUCACAGCUGUGGUGGAAAAGAGAGAGCAGAGGCUGAAUGGAAACGAGUGCUGGAGAAAGGAGGCUUCCCACGCUAUAACAUCAUCCGGAUCCAAGAUUUGCCUUCUAUCAUUGAGGCCUAUCCAAACUGAAUCAUUCUCUCUCUAGUCCCUCCAUGUAUGGUCCGACCAUGGCUGUCUUUGUCAACCCAAACUUUCAAGUAACCAGGCAAAAUGAAUAAUAAUUUUGGUUUCUGUUUCACAGUUGAAAA
This is a messenger RNA of Diospyros lotus (date-plum), 1325 nucleotides long. RefSeq names its product desmethylxanthohumol 6'-O-methyltransferase-like. The transcript has 2 exons. The annotation marks the transcript as partial. Gene Ontology annotation, biological process: methylation. The record is from RefSeq and is a predicted model, not a curated record. Gene Ontology annotation, molecular function: protein dimerization activity; O-methyltransferase activity; S-adenosylmethionine-dependent methyltransferase activity. Lineage: Eukaryota; Viridiplantae; Streptophyta; Magnoliopsida; Ericales; Ebenaceae.